This is a messenger RNA of Parnassius apollo (apollo), 579 nucleotides long. Lineage: Eukaryota; Metazoa; Arthropoda; Insecta; Lepidoptera; Papilionidae. The record is from the annotation of a GenBank genome assembly.
AUGUCCUACCACUUGCAGUCGCAUUACGUGCGACAUGUGUGCCGGCUGUGCGGACACACGGAAGCGAGUACCCGUCUAGCACAAGUGCACGCACAACAACACCUUCCCAAGAAACCGUCCAGCGCACUCAUCAACAUAGGCGACGUCGCGAUCGCGAACGAGGAUCUCAUGAAAGAAAUGAACGAAGAAGUCUCGACAUCUAACACACCCUCGCCUGCGUAUAAGUGUUUAGAAUGUGAUAUGUUCUUCCAGACAAGCAAGACGCGAAAAGCCCACGUGGCGAAAUACCACAAUAGACACUCCCCGAGUCUGGAGUGCGAUCUUUGUAAUAAACUAUUCGCAAAUAAGUAUACCCUCAUCAGGCAUCUCAGAUUGCACGAAGGCCCCCUACCACAAAAAGAGUGCCCCAUCUGCCAGAAACUGGUGCGCGUGAUCGAUCUCAAGUACCAUGUAAAGCGUCACCAAACCAAAGGCCGUUUCGAGUGUCGCGACUGUAAGAAAGUGUUCUCGCAUAUCUCUACCUACCAAGGACAUCUCAAAUACACCAGGGCGCACGCUUCUGACCACGUGUUCAAGUAA